Messenger RNA from Lepus europaeus (European hare), 2886 nucleotides. It is a transcript of the gene AFMID, whose product is annotated as arylformamidase. The transcript has 11 exons. NCBI's taxonomy places the organism in Eukaryota, Metazoa, Chordata, Mammalia, Lagomorpha, Leporidae. The coding region runs from base 24 to 947 and encodes 307 amino acids. Gene Ontology annotation, molecular function: arylformamidase activity. The record is from RefSeq and is a predicted model, not a curated record.
GGCCCCGGGCCGGAGCUGCGCUGAUGAUGGACGUCCCGGGGGCCGGCAGCGGGCGCGAGGCCGCGUGGAAGACGAUGCCCCCCGAGGAACUGGAGAACCAGUACUCGCCCAGCAGAUGGGUCGUCCGCCAGGGACCACAGGAGGCCUUGAGGACCUACGCACAGACAGGACUCCAGGCCACCACGAGGGCCCGGGCCACCAGGAGGUGCCAGCUGCAUGUCCCUUACGGAGAUGGCGACGGGGAGAAGAUGGACAUCUACUUUCCUGACGAGCAGUCUGAAGCCUUGCCCUUCUUCCUGUUCUUCCAUGGCGGGUACUGGCAGAGCGGCAGUAAAGAUGAGUCGGCCUUCAUGGCUAGCGUGCUGACAGCAAAGGGAGUGGCCGUGGCGAUAGUGGCUUAUGACAUUGCUCCCAAAGGAAACCUGGACCAGAUGGUCGGCCAAGUGGCCCGCAGUGUCGUGUUUGUCCAGAAGCGGUAUCCUUGCAACCAGGGCCUUUACCUGUGUGGACACUCUGCUGGGGCCCAUCUGGCCGCCAUGAUGCUCCUGACCGACUGGGCCCAGCUCGGAGCGGCGCCCAACCUCAGAGGCUUUUUCCUCCUGAGUGGGGUCUACGACCUGGAGCCCCUUGUGCACACCUCACAGAAUGCCCCUCUCCUCAUGACCCCGGAAGAUGCGCAGAGGAACAGCCCACAGCGGCAGCUGGAGGCGGCCCGGGCACAGCCUGCAGACCCAGCCUGCCCCGUGCUGGUGAUCGUGGGCCAGCAUGACUCUGCCGAAUUCCACCGGCAGUCCAGGGAGUUUUAUCAGGCGCUGUGCCGGGGAGGGUGGACGGCCUCGCUGGAGGAGCUCCAUGACGUGGACCACUUUGAAAUCGUGGAGAAUCUGACCCAGGAGGAGGACGCGCUCACCCAGAUUAUUUUGAAGACAAUAUUCCGGAAGUUCUGACGACACUGACCCCGGCCCACGUGCACCCUGACCGCUGAAGCCCUCCCCGGGGCCCCCAUGGCCUGGGCUCGUGUGCCUGCCCCGCGAGGGCCACUCUUGUCCCCGCUGUGGACCCUGGCGAAUCUCUCGCUCUCCCUUUCCCCAGCCUGGACGGGGCUCCAGGGAAGGUCAGCUGGGGUCAGUGCUGUGAGGGGCCCAGAGCUGCCUCUGGGCUGGGCCUGGCCUCGCUACUUACUGAUGGGACAGGCAAGGCUCCCCCCACCCCGCCCCGGCCCCGGCCACUUUGGCGUGCCCGCUGAAAGUCACGAGUUCAGUGGGGUCCCUUGGGUCAGAGCCCAGGAGAACAGAACCAGGAGGUCAUGAGGGAGCCUCGUGCACACGUGCCUACCGUGAGAACAGCACAGACAUGUUGGAGAGUUUCUAAAAAUUUAAAUUAAGCGCUGUGGCACAAAAGGGUAAACUCGACUUGCAAGGCUUGCCCCAUAUCAGUGCUGGUUCAAGGCCCGGGGCUGGGCUCUGAUCCGGCUCCCUGCUGACGCGCCUGGGAAAGCAGCAGACGAUGGCCCAAGUGCUUUGGCCACUGGCACUCGUGUGGGAGACCCGGAUGAAGCUCCUGGCUCCUGGCCUCGGCCUGACCCAGCCCCAGCUGUCGCAAUCAUUUGGAGAGUGAACCAGCAGAUGGAAGAUCUCUCUCUCUCCCUGCCAUUAAAAAACUAAAUCUUUUCAAAGUAAAAAUUUAAUAAAAAAUAGAAUAAGGGGCUGUGCCAAGGAACACGUGAGGAUGGCAGUGACGCUGACGAGCUGUGUGCUCGGGGACACCUGCCGGCCAUGCGGUCUCCACCACCGACCAGAUGCCAGCACCCGCCACAGCCCUGGCUCCAGCAGGCCACGGCUGUGAACCCCACCCACCGCCUGCUGGCGCCCGUGGGGUCCACCCUCGCCCGAGGUCCCAGCGGCUGCCCCGGCCACCCUGAGUAGACGGCCCGAGGAGAGUCGGUCAGUCUGCCGUUGCUUGUAGCUGAGACCACAUCACAUUUUUAUUUGAAGUUUUUAAUUUAACAGUUAACCCACAGGGUAAAGCUGCAAGCAAUUCUAACCUUAUUUAAUACAGUGUUUCACACUGAUAUAAACUAUAAUUGAGUUUUAAUAAAAUUCUGAUGGGCCGAGGUUGAUGACUCUAAACAUGUUUCCCAAUACUGAGGAUCCUGGUUAUGUAAGAGUUGGGGGCCGCGUGUCAUCUUAACCUUCAACUUAUAAAUGGUCUAAAAACCCAUGUCCAGGCCGGCGCCACGGUUCAAUAGGCUAAUCCUCUGCUUUGCGGCGCCGGCACACCGGGUUCUAGUCCCGGUUGGGGCGCCGGAUUCUGUCCCGGUUGCCCCUCUUCCAGUCCAGCUCUCUGCUAUGGCCCGGGAGUGCAGUGGAAGAUGGCCCAAGUGCUUGGGCCCUGCACCUGCAUGGGAGACCAGGGGGAAGCACCUGGCUUCUGGCUUCGGAUCAGCGCGGUGGGCCGCCUGCAGCAUGCCAGCCGUGGUGGCCACUGGAGGGUGAACCAACGGCAAAGGAAGACCUUUCUCUCUGUCUCUCUGUCCACUCUGCCUGUCAAAAAAAAAAAAAAAAAUGUCCAAGGGGCUGGCGCCGUGGCUCACUUGGUUAAUCCUCUGCCUGCGGUGCCGGCAUCCCAUAUGGGCACCAGGUUCUAGUCCCGGUUGUCCCUCUUCCAGUCCAGCUCUCUGCUGUGGCCCAGGAGUGCAGUGGAGGAUGGCCCAAGUGCUUGGGCCCUGUACCUGCAUGGGAGACCAGGAGGAAGCACCUGGCUCCUGGCUUCAGAUUGGCACAGCACUGGCCAUUUUGGGGGGUGAACCAAUGGAAGGAAGACCUUUCUGUCUCUCUCUGUCUAUAACUGUCAAAUAAAAAGAGAAUCAUUAAAAACCCAUGUCCA